CAGCCCCCCCUCGGCUCCUCGCCUUCCCCCUCCCCUCCCGCACCUCCUCCCUCCCGCUCCUGGGAAAGAGAAGCCGCCACUGCGGGUGGGUAGAGAAGCACUAGGCACCUCCAGGAGGGGACUGCGCUCGCCCCAUCUGAGUGCCGGAGCACAGCCAGACCAGGUUAAAAAUACCUUUCUAUACAUGAGACCUACAGACUACAUGUUCUACAAGAACUAAUCAAUGGUUUUCUAUUCCCUGGAGCUACAUUAGAAACAUAAAUAUGGUGCCAAAAGAACUCCUUCCCUUUCUCUAACUACAGUUAAUUUGAACAUAAUUAUAUAUUGAAGAGACGUAUACACACUGAGGCUACUCAUUGCACAGAAACUCUGCGUUUAAGAUCAUGGACCAUACUAGUAGGGAAAAGGAUGAAAGACAACGGACAACCAAAUCCAUGGCUCAACGGAGUACACACUCUUCCCGACCAUCUGGCUCCUCAACAUCCUCUGGGGUUCUUAUGGUGGGACCCAACUUCAGGGUUGGCAAGAAGAUAGGAUGCGGGAACUUCGGAGAACUCAGAUUAGGUAAAAAUCUCUACACCAAUGAAUAUGUAGCUAUCAAACUGGAACCAAUAAAAUCACGUGCUCCACAGCUUCAUUUAGAGUACAGGUUUUAUAAACAGCUCGGCAGUGCAGGUGAAGGUCUCCCACAGGUGUAUUACUUUGGACCAUGUGGGAAAUACAAUGCCAUGGUGCUGGAACUCCUAGGUCCUAGCUUGGAAGACUUGUUUGACCUUUGUGACCGAACUUUUACUUUGAAGACUGUGUUAAUGAUAGCCAUCCAGUUGCUUUCUCGAAUGGAAUAUGUGCACUCAAAGAAUCUUAUCUACCGAGAUGUCAAGCCAGAGAACUUCCUGAUUGGCAGACAAGGCAAUAAGAAAGAACAUGUUAUACACAUAAUAGACUUUGGUCUGGCCAAGGAAUAUAUUGACCCUGAAACCAAAAAACACAUACCUUAUAGGGAGCAUAAAAGCUUAACUGGAACUGCAAGAUAUAUGUCUAUCAACACUCAUCUUGGCAAAGAGCAAAGCCGGCGGGAUGAUUUGGAAGCCCUAGGCCAUAUGUUCAUGUAUUUUCUUCGAGGCAGCCUACCCUGGCAAGGACUCAAGGCUGAUACAUUGAAAGAGAGAUAUCAAAAGAUUGGUGACACCAAAAGGAAUACCCCCAUUGAAGCUCUCUGUGAAAACUUUCCAGAGGAGAUGGCAACCUACCUGCGAUAUGUCAGGCGAUUAGACUUCUUUGAAAAACCUGACUAUGAGUAUUUACGGACCCUUUUCACAGACCUCUUUGAAAGGAAAGGCUACACUUUUGACUACGCCUAUGAUUGGGUCGGGAGGCCUAUUCCUACUCCAGUAGGGUCAGUUCAUGUAGAUUCUGGUGCAUCGGCAAUAACUCGAGACAGCCACACACACAGGGAUCGGCCAUCACAACAACAGCCUUUAAGAAAUCAGACUGCAUCAUCAGAGCGUCGAGGAGAGUGGGAAAUCCAGCCCAGCCGGCAGACCAAUACCUCAUACCUGACGUCUCACUUGGCUGCAGACCGCCAUGGGGGAUCAGUGCAGGUGGUUAGCUCUACCAACGGAGAGCUGAACGUUGAUGACCCCACAGGAGCCCACUCCAAUGCUCCAAUCACAGCUCACGCCGAGGUGGAGGUAGUGGAGGAAGCUAAGUGCUGCUGUUUCUUCAAGAGGAAAAGGAAGAAGACUGUUCAGCGUCACAAGUGACCAGUGCCUCCCAGGAGUCCUCAGGACCUGGGGACUCUGACUCAAUUGCACCCGCAGCUCCUGCCAUUUGUCAUUGGAAGGGACUCCUCUGUGGGGGAGGGUGGAGAUCCAAACCAAAAAGAAGAAAACAGAUGCCCCCAGAAGGAGCCAGUGCGGGCAACCUAGGCCCAGUGGGUCAGUGGCUGUCCCCACCUGCCUGAGGCUCUGAGCAGGUCCCAGAGCUGCUGCUCCUAGCUUGCCCGUGGGGCUGCCUGGUUGACUCUCCUUCCUAUUGUUUACAGUGAAGGUGUCAUUCACAAAAACUCAAGGAGACUACUCUUCUCUUCCCUCCCCUCAGUUUACCCCUAGUUCUUGCCCUCAGUCCCCUCCAGCGUUAAAGCUUGUGAGUUCAAGUCUUUGUCUGCUGAAGGAGCUCUAGAGGCUGGGAGUGUGGCCAAGAAGGUAGGAGGAAGAUGGCAGAAGGGGACUGGAGAAGAGCCUUCUCUACCUACCAGUUGUUACUGACAGUAUGGCUCCCUCUUCCUCUGUGCCUGUGCAGCCUCCAUCCCCAGCUGGCCGAGGGGUGCAGGUUACCCUUCCUCUCCCCUUAUCCUGUGAAGUUACACUGUAGGACACAAGCUGUGAGAAAUCUGCAGUCUACUGUCCCUAUGUGUUGGCAUUCUUAGCUUUCUUGACAAAUGAACUCUGUUCUCCAGAUGGUAGUAGGACAAUGCAAAUUGUUCUGAGCAAAGGAAAAAAAAAAAACUGACUUUAUUGCACUUUUAGUUGUUUUUUUUUUUUUUUUAACAAAAACAUGGCAGAUGCAUAUUGUGUCUGGUUAUAUUGGGAGUUUCACUUUUUUUUUCUGUUUUGAGUGGGAUGGGGCCAGCCAAGCCAUUCACAGAGAACAUGGGUCCAGAGGACAUUCUCAAUGGAAAGAGUUGGGUCUGCAGCACCCAGAAGAGAAGAAGCCAAACUCUCUGUCAUUCUGGGUGGAACACUCAGGUUGGCAAGGAAACAUACUUGAAUUUUCAUUCAUCUUCUCAGCUGCUGAAGAAUGUCCCUAUUGGAGCCUCUUGACCUCAUCAGCCUGCUGUUUGGACAGCUUAGCUCUCUGGCACACAGGAUGAGCCCGCCACGCCAGACUGUGAUCAGGAGAUAGUUUAUCCCAGAGAAGGAGAUGCUUAACAGAAUAUCUGAUCUGUUUCCUCCACUGCCAGGGAUUUCCAACUAGAUAGCCAUCUGACUUCCUUAGUGACUUGGGGAACCAAAUUAGGAUGAAAUAGCCCCACCAUAUGACCACUAGUGGACAGAGAAAGGAGGAAAAUGAACCUGCCUUCCAAUUGCCAGAGGAACCUCGGAUUUGGCAUCCUAGGGCCAGGAAAAGAAAAUUGGUGUGUACUGUCUGCCCCAAUAGCUGAGUUACAGCAUUUGGGCUGGUCUGCCUUAUCACAAACUGGGCCCCUGCAAAUGCUCUCCCAGUAGGUCAAUAGCAGUAGACUUAGGACUCAAUACAUGGGACUGCAGUGAACAAGAGUGUAAGGUCUGUUGGUGCUGGGAAAUUGUAGGGAAAAGGAAACUGAAAUGAAAGGUCUUCAGUUUUCUUCCUGGAAGGUGGCCAUGUAUCUAGAGCAUGUUCUCCCCACUGAAGUGUCCACCUCCUUCCAUGGUAUGCUCGCCUAACAUACUAGCACAGAGGGUCUUGGUUCUUCCUCACUGCCUGAAAACUCAAAAACAGAGAGAGCCAAUCUUCUCAUGCUCAGUUUUCAUUUGAGUUCCGUGGCUUGUCUAAACAGUGACCUUUCAUUCCAGGUAUCAGAGAGGAAAGAGGAUUAUUUACAUCAGGGAACAAGCUCUUGUUUCUUGGAGUAGAAAGAGCUAACUACCCAAGGAAGAUAAUGGCCAGCGACUUAGUCUGAUGAGUUUUAGAGCACAGAAAGCACUGCCUCUGGCUUGAGUGUAGGGCUGUCACUUAGACUAGAGGAUGUAGGGGUUCUUUCUGUUGUGUUUCCUGACAAGUCCCUGAUGUACCUUAGGUGGAACAGAAAUAGCAUUAGCAUGAAUGAGUUAUUGCACUUCACCUGUUCCAUUAGGCUUUGGCUAGGAAAUGUCAUUUUACUGGCUUCAAACCUGCUUAGCUUAUGGAAAGAUAGUAGUUUUUCAUUUCUUUAAAAAGAAAUUUUCUGCAUACAAAUCAGUGUGGCUGGGAGACUCGGUGUCAUACCCGUUAUCCAUACAGGUUUUGAAUAUUGGGGUUUGCUUCCUUGACAUUACCUAGUAAUGAAGGCACCAUCACCAAAACUUUCACAGUUUCUCAGUUGGCAUUUGGACAACUCUAACUUCCCAUAUAGAAAUUUUAAUUUCCUCAUCCCUGUAUAGCAAAAGCCUUGCCUCUCAAGGGAGGGCAAGGGGAAAUGGUGGCAAAGUCUGGAGCAUCCUGAAACUCCAUAUGCCACUAAGUGCCUCCCCACCCUCCUCCUCGUGCUUCCACAAAAAGCAAAGGCAGUGGCCAGCUUGGCUGCAGGGCAAACCCCCCUUGCAACUAGGCUUGUGACGUUUUUUGGUCUUAAAUAUUCUUAAAGGCUAGCUCUUGAGGGAUUGAACCUGAGCAUUUGAGGAGGUUCUUCCUAAUGCACUGUUCUCACAUUCUGUCCCCCUCAAAUCUUUUACUAAAUAUUUGAUUUUUAUAACAAAGGUGAAGAGCCCCAGGACCUUCUGGCAUGGAGGGUAGUAGUGGUGAUCCUCCCAGGACCUUUGUAACUCCAGAAUGGUCCCAGGUGCCUGAGAAAUUAUGUUGACUUUCCUUGAAAUUAAUAAUACAUAAACACACACCUAAGAAGCAAUGUGGCCAUCAGUUCCAUCCCCAUCAGGUCAUUAGCCCCAUGGCUAUAGUUGCUUAACUAUAAACCUCAGCCAGAUUUUUGGGGUUGGGCACUUCACCCACCCACCCAAAUCCACUAGCUCUAUAGUUUUGAGCUUUCUCCAUUUCAGAGCUAUGAUUCCUAGGGAUCUUUUUCCGGAGGAGAUGGAGGGAGCUGUUUGAAGCAAUUCUUUCUGAGUUAGCAUUAAGCACUAGCUCAGCAUUUGUUCGUUGAAAAAAGCCCUUCAUGUUCAUACCAUUAAAAAGACUUCUUCCAAGCCCUGUAAUCCCUCAGGCAUUACAUCCUGAGCAGAUUGAGACAAGCAGUACAGGAAUCCACUAAGGUAUAAAGGGUCCUUUUCCUUGUCACCAAAACAUGACUUGCGGCUGUAGCCUAAGCACCUAAGGUUGAUGGCCUGCUAUACACACUUUCCCAGUGACUUCACUCCAAACGGUUCUGCAAGGGUGGGCAGAGCACACCAGCAGCCAGUGUGCUUUCAUGGCUACCUGAAUUAACAUUCUCCUGCCAUUUUGGAUCUAUCUGGGAGUAAACAAGGUCUAGGGAGGUGAGGCAAGUCAGCCAAAGGAAGUGUCUUGUCCGUAAGUUGCAACAGUUCAGUGGAAACAUACACUGGUAGUGCAUAUUCAGUGUUGAUUCUCAGAGUUAGUAACCACUUUUAGUGUCAGAAAUACUCAGUGAUGGUAUGUUCUAUCAGUUCUAUCUAUCUUCUUACUAAAGAUCAUAGCCUUAACUUUUUUAUAUGCAAAAGAUAUAACCUAUUCCCCCUCCCAGUGAGCAAGCAUGACCCGUAUUUUUCAAAAAUCAGUACUUCCAUGGCAGUCCAGAAAGCAUCUCUUCAAAGGAACUUGAUCUUCUGAUGUUCUCUCCCACGCCCUCAGGCCUCCUGUUUCCUAGUCAGCUCUUCCAUUUUCAUAUUAUUUAAACCAGUUUCCCAUUCCUAAGAAGUUGCCCUGACAGUGUCCUUUCCAGCGUCAGAGCCAUGUUAGGGCUAGAGUUUUUCAGAUCAGAAGCUUGUAGCACCAUGCAGCCAGCAUUGCCUUGGCCAGGCUGGGGCCACCAUCCCCACCAUUGCCACGAGCUGCGCAGAUGAAUUCCAAAAACCCUUCGGGAGCCAGGGCUAGACUCCCCACCCAAACUGGCUAUGUGAACACAGGUUCCUUUCUCGGAGGUUCUUGAUUUUGUUAACUCUAGGACUCCAGGAAAGUCCCAUCUAGAGGUUGAUGGCAGUCCCUCAGUCUUUCCUGUGAUGGGUUGGUGGGAAUCAAAAUGGGAUAUGGUUUUGUUUUUCUUGCAUUUGGGGAGGGGAUGAUUUUGCUUCUGAAUUUAAAAAAAAAAAAGGCAGAAAGCAUGGCCCUCCUGAGGGUUUGCAGUUAUAAGCAGUGUUUUAGCCAUAAAUAAGGGAUCUUGGAAGUCUUUUCCUAACUGCUUUACAGGUGACUGAAAGCAAAAGAAUAGGUUUCUCCAUUGUAUUCAAAAUAGUAAGUAGAUUGCCAUGAAUAUAGACAGUAGUAGACAUAUUCCCUAAAAAGCAACCAGGAAAUCCACUCCAGUAUUUGUGUGUCAGCUUACAAAGGAAAAAGUGAAGAUGUGCUCGAUUUAUUUCUAGUUUGAUUAUCAAACUUGGUGUUACAAAGAAACCUCAAUUCUGUGGACAGAAUUUUUUUGUUAUUUUCCCUUUUUUACUUUACUCCUCACAAUCAUCUUUCUGGUGCCAUUUCCACUUUCAAAGUCUCAAGAGUAGAGGGUUAUUCGUGGUAAUCAACGGCGGUGUAGUGCAGCCAUCCCAGUGACACAGAGGACAGCUGUCCUGACUGCCCGUUCCCCCCCAACCCUCUUUUUCAGAGCAGGUGAGACAUUUUCAGUGUUCCUCUUCAUGAGCUCAGACCAAAUCCCAGGCCAGCCCUUGCAUGGAAAUAUUUUUUAAGGAGCUUAUCAAUCUGUUAGGAAUGUCUCAGGAAAGAUGAGCCAUUUCUUUAGGGGGAAAAUACAUGUACAGAUGGGUGUGUGUGGUGGUAUUAGGAUGCCUGUGUGUGUUUGUGUACUCAUCUGUGCGCAUUUCACUCCCAUAAAGACUCAGCCCAGGCUGCUGGGACCAUGUGUUCCUGAAUAUUCUAGUAACAAGCAAGCUUCUCAAAUUAGUGUCAGAGCAAGUUGGCUUUGGGUAUGAGCCCCAUUAUCAAGCAGAAGAGUAAACAGAAAAGAUAGAGAUGAAACCAAAAAUAUUAUAAACCUCCCCCAAUGGAAAAUAAUGUUGACGUAUGAAUUCCCAUUGGAAAUAUUACAGUGCUCUAAUUUAUUAUAUUAUUAUUUUGUCUGUUUCUUUAAUCUUUUCCAUUGUACCUUUAAAAAGAUGCUGGGAUAUUGAUUGCAAUUUUUGGAAACUAGAUGAUGUAUAAAUCAGCUGUGGAAAUCAAUUUUAAUUGAUGUGUGGAUGUGUCCGAUUAUUGUUAAAUGCAUUUUUUUCGCCCUUUGUUUUAGAUGUGUAAUGUUUCAUAAACCCUGGCACUGGUGGAAAAGCUCAGCUGUGAAAAUGAAACUUGUAGUAUUUUUUAACAUGAAUGUCAAUUUCAAGUGUAUUUGAAAUGGUUCCUUCAGGAGAGAUUGUACACUGUUAGGAAAAACUCCUCUGCAGAGGAAGUAGCCUUCUUUGGAGAAAAUGGAAAAUGGGUCUUGAUAUGUUAUCUCAGAGUAGCCCAUUUCCUAGGGCACCAUGGAAAACACAAAUGUGAUCUUUAAGUAUAAUUCUUCCCCAAUUUGGGGGAGGAAAGGAUUCAGUUUGCACCCCUUUUGUAUGUAAAAUAAAAUGUCUUACCUUUGUUGGCUAAUGCUGCUUCGUUCCUUCGUUCGUUGGUUGGUC
Messenger RNA from Talpa occidentalis (Iberian mole), 7481 nucleotides. RefSeq names its product casein kinase 1 gamma 1 (gene CSNK1G1). Gene Ontology annotation, cellular component: nucleus; cytoplasm; plasma membrane. The transcript has 13 exons. The coding region runs from base 384 to 1763 and encodes 459 amino acids. Gene Ontology annotation, molecular function: protein serine/threonine kinase activity; ATP binding. The record is from RefSeq and is a predicted model, not a curated record. Gene Ontology annotation, biological process: endocytosis; positive regulation of canonical Wnt signaling pathway; signal transduction. NCBI's taxonomy places the organism in Eukaryota, Metazoa, Chordata, Mammalia, Eulipotyphla, Talpidae.